This is a messenger RNA of Lentinula edodes (shiitake mushroom), 2373 nucleotides long. RefSeq lists its product as uncharacterized. The coding region runs from base 1 to 2373 and encodes 790 amino acids. NCBI's taxonomy places the organism in Eukaryota, Fungi, Basidiomycota, Agaricomycetes, Agaricales, Omphalotaceae. The transcript has 2 exons. The record is from RefSeq and is a predicted model, not a curated record.
AUGAAUGCCGCCAGUCAGCACGGGCAAACUUAUGCAAAGACAAAUCUACACAUGAAUCGAGCCACUGAUAUUUAUAAUCCCCUCCCAUCACCCGCUUCCUCCGAUUUUACCCCACCACUCACCCAAUCUACCUCUGGAUCCAACAAUUCGCGCUCAAAUUUUGGUUCAAUAUGUCAGUCGCCGCCUCAGCCUUCUACUCCUCCUUCGCGAUAUACCCACGCACACCCGAAUAACCAAACUGCAGCAACUCAUCGCCCGAGGAUACGUUACCCUGUUGACCUCGCCCGUGCAGGAGAUGGUCGAACGCCAUUGCAUCGUCGUGGCACGUCCCAAAAGUACGAACCUUUUGAGGAUUUGUUGAGGGAGGCAGGGUACAAGGAAACUCGAAUUUUCACCCCCGAGACGGAGCGCACAGUGUCCGGCGCAGACGAUGGAGACGGUAGCUCAGGGGGUAAAAACAAAAUCGCCGGCGUGGUCGAAUUUCUAUCCGGAUUUAUUCCAGGAUCUAGGACAUCUAGUUUGAGAGAUGAUUCAAACGAGGCGAGGAAGAAGCAUUAUUCGCCGCCAACUUCACCUUCACCUAUGUUUACUCGAAGACAGAAUCAGCGAGCAGACCCAGAGCUGGGAAGGGAGCAUCAAAAGCGACCUAUAGAUAACGACGCUACGCCCAGAGCUACACGCACUCGCACUAGUAGAUCGGUGCAAUCGUUGCAGAACACUACUCCCUCACCUGCCAUUCGUUACACACACAAUAAUCACUCUUACACUUCCAUAGGACAGUCGAGCUCAUCGAAACCGAUGCCUCCUUCCCGGGCAACGGCAUAUCUUAGACACAUUGCGUCUGUCCCGGAUAUGCCAGGUGCAGAUCUUCAACGAUCGCACUCGAAUCCUACUCGAAGACGGAGAUCAAAUCGAAGAAACGGUACCAAUGACUCACGACAUACCGAUGAUGGUGAGGACGACGACUUCGAUUCGGUUUACGAGGGUCGCACGAGAGGAAACGGAGAAGGGGAAGAGGAUCCGAAUGUACCACCGUUACCGAAGGGCUGGUUGGAAACCGUGGCUAGAGCAGUGCUUUUUGGCCCUGGCGCUUCUUUAGCUUCGCGCGCCACUUUUGGACCCUCAGAAACAGGUUCUCGAGCUGUUAGUCAACCCUAUACAAAUAGCCAGCCAUCGUCGUCGUAUGUAAGAGACGUAUCUCCUGCGUUAAGGCAACUACGACAAACAAGGAGCGUCAUUUCUCGAACCGGAUCCCUUGCAGAUGCAACGACUACACAUAUUCGUCAUCCUCACCAGCAUCACAACCUCAUUCGUACUCAGAGCGCUCGCAGUGCCCUUUCGUCACGAAGCGGGCUAUCGGAUCGCACGAAUAGAACUCACGGUUACUGGGCGACAAUGAUGCCUUCUCCACUUAGCAAUAUCAAGUCUGCAAGUGCUGAUGUUUACGGUGCGAACAGGCCUAGACCUACACUCAUGACCCGUCUUCAUAGCUCCUCACGCUCGAAUGCAAGUGAAGGAGAAAUUCGAAGAGCGAGAGUGGUGUGUCGGAGCGCACCCGCGAGUCGAGCAACAAGUCCGAAUCCGAAUUAUCUCAACCCAUCUUCUACUACACGUCAAGUACAAAGAAAGCAGAGCACUCAAGGUCGGAACAAGGGAAACAGGUCGCCAAAAAAAUGGCGCUCAGGCAAAGUUGCGGAUGAGCCGCCUAGUUUGACGCGUACGAUGGUCGAACUAGAGGGCGACGGUGCAGGCCAUAUGGAUUCAUGGUUAUACUCUUUACCUCAUACUCACGAACAUCAACAAGGCCCAAAUUAUAGCUCUAAUCUGAGAUCGGAACCUUCCUCAGAAAGCAGAUAUCUCAGCGGAUGGGGGUGGGACUCUGCUCAGUCAUCGGCUUUACCAACCUCACAGCCAGACUAUGACAGCGAUGGAAUUGGCCAUUUCCAAAAUCCACCUUUCUCGUUAUCCAUCUCUGUUACUAAUAUUAGUGAUGAAGCAGACCAGCCAGUCUCAGAAGGAGAGGAAUCUUCGGAAAAUGAAGUCGACUUGGCGAAGAUGCUUCGACCUAAACCUCAACGUCAAGAAUCCAGUAAUUCGACAAAGUCGGUGUCCUCUCUCCGCUCGAUUCGAAGUCUUCGAAAAUUUCUGGUUCCUGGAGUCGAAAACCAUCAUAUUCCGCCGUUACCUUCGAGCAAUGGUGGUGGCUCUGCCAUUGACAUAACUCCUCCCACUUCCGCUACUGGAAGAUGGUUUCUGGACAGCGAGGGCUCGUAUGCAGAUGGCAAUGACCGAUAUGGGACGAAAAGCACCAGGGGGAAGAGGGGAAGCUUGCCCAGUGGGUGGACCGGACAUGACAUGGAACAUGCGGCUUGA